AGAAAAGACAAGGUGUUGAUUCUUUGCAGUAGAGGGGUUACAGAGAGGAUGCGACAUCUGAUGAGGGAUUUAGAAGUUCUAUUACCACAUAGUAAGAAAGACUCAAAACUAGACUCUAAAUCCUCACUUCACCUGAUAAACGAAUUAGCAGAAUUAAAUUCAUGUUCCAACGCACUUUAUUUCGAAGCUCGUCGUCAUACGGAUUUAUACAUGUGGUUGAGUAGAACACCUAAUGGACCCAGUGUUAAAUUUCACGUUCAGAAUUUACACACUAUGGAUGAAUUGAAAAUGACUGGGAAUUGUUUGAAAGGUAGUAGAGGUGUAGUCGUCUUUGAUGGGAGAUGGGAAGGUGAAGAAUGGGGUUUGUUGAAGGAAAUGUUGGCUCAUGUCUUCUCCGUCCCACGAACUUCUAGAAGGCUCAAACCGUUCAUCGAUCAUAUCCUCUUAUUCUCCGUUUUAGACGGUCGGAUCUGGUUUAGAAAUUAUCAAAUCAUAUACAAAGACCCACUUCCCUCUUCAUCCUCCGGUCCUAAAGGAAAACCGAAACCUACCCCUUCCCUCGUCGAGAUAGGCCCUCGAUUCGUACUCACCCCAAUAAGGAUCUUCGAAGGUUCUUUCGGCGGUCCUACCGUUUACGCAAAUAGUGAAUUCGUCUCACCUGCCUCUGUACGCGCUGCUAGCAAAGCGGAAGCUGGGGCCAAGUAUCGCGUCAGAAAAGAAUUGGAAGAAGGGAGAGAUGAGAGGAGGAAACGACUUCGAGAAGAAGUCGGUGAGGACGAGUUGAGCAGGAAAAAAGUUUUUGCUUAGACUUUUAUGCAUACGAUCG
Messenger RNA from Tremella mesenterica DSM 1558, 826 nucleotides. RefSeq lists its product as uncharacterized. NCBI's taxonomy places the organism in Eukaryota, Fungi, Basidiomycota, Tremellomycetes, Tremellales, Tremellaceae. The transcript is spliced from 4 exons. The record is from RefSeq and is a predicted model, not a curated record. Gene Ontology annotation, cellular component: nucleolus. Gene Ontology annotation, biological process: rRNA processing; ribosomal large subunit assembly. The coding region runs from base 49 to 807 and encodes 252 amino acids. Gene Ontology annotation, molecular function: rRNA binding.